AUGGACGGUGAACAUUACCCAGAAGUACGCCGCAACCGAGGUUUCCUGGGCUCUGAUAGUUCUGCGUUACCUUCUCGAGAUCUUCAGGACCGUCGCCAAUUGCGAUAUGAGCUUGACCUCAACAGCUGGAACUUCAGAAUCUGGGGAGUAGCCGCUUCCGGGUUCUUGACAGAUUCGUAUAACCUCUUUUCAACCAAUGUAAUUCUAGCAUCAAUAUCCUUUGUAUAUUUCCCACAUGAGAAGUACCCUGGACUACUUAUAAAUCUUUUCACUCUCCUUGGAUCUGUUUGUGGUCAGUUGCUUUUCGGCUUCCUGGCCGAUCGCUUUGGUCGUACCCGACUAUAUGGGAUAGAGCUCGUGCUUGUCAUUGUGUCUACUAUCGGUGUGGCCACAAGUAGUUAUGGCUAUAAUGAUAUGUCGUUUUUGGCCUUGUUCACUUGGUGGCGGUUUGUCAUGGGAGUUGGUAUCGGGGCAGAAUACCCCCUAUCUGCAGUCAUAACCUCUGAGUGGGCAAGCACUCGGUCAAGAGCUACUAUGCUUGGUUCUGUAUUUCUCAUGCAGCCCAUUGGCCAAGCCUUGGCCCAGCUUGUCGGUCUAUGGGUCUUGCUAGGCCGUGAAAAAGAGUAUGGACUCCAGGCCAUGCAGUGUGGUAUCAAUACUCAACACGACGAAGAGUGCAAGAAAAUCGUUGAUGGUAUAUGGCGUAUCGUUAUUGGGUCGGGUGCGGUUCCAGCGCUACUUGCGAUCAUUUUCCGCUUUUUCCUGUAUGACUGUGGUCUGUACCAGCUCGAAGUGAAACACAAACCUGGUAUUGCUUUGCGGGACACGCGAAGGAUAUACGUCGCACCACAAGCCGGAAAUGGCAUAAUACUAAACUCUCCGGAAUCAAGCCAUGUGCCAUCGCCACAAGCGAAGCCCAUACAAUUCUCGAAAGAAGACCUGUACAACUAUUUCAUCCGUGACAAGAACUGGUACUAUCUACUUGGAACUGCGAUGACUUGGUUCAUCCUCGAUGUUGGCUUCUAUGGCUUUUCUUUGGAUAAUCGAGGUACAUUAGCCGACAUGUGGGCGACCUCGCGACAUAAGUCUCUAGACGAUAGACUAUGGUGCUGGACCUCCACUCUGCCAGAAGGUAACUCAACGGUUCCCAGCUGGAAGACGUCUGGUUUCCCAAAUUGGGCCACCGAUCAGACUAUGCCCUGCAACACCAUUUACGACGUUCUUCUUGAACAGACAAAGCAAUAUCUCUUAACGGUGUCCAUAAGCUCUAUUGCCGGCAGCAUAUGCUUCAUCUACUUUGCCAAUCGUCUGCCACGAAAGCAAUGGUUGACAAUAUCGUUCCUGGUCCUUGCAGCCUUGUUCAUUAUUACAGGGGGUGUAUACUACCGUGUUGCAUACACCAACGGCGCCCCUGCGACUGUCACUCUGGUAGCGAUAUGCCAUUUCGCGUUCAACUUUGGUGCUAAUACGCUUACUUUUAUAAUUCCGGCUGAAAUUUUCCCAACCUGUUACAGAUGUACAUGUCACGGAAUCUCUGCUGCGGCGGGAAAGCUGGGUUCCAUCAUUGCUCUAGUUGUGGUCUACGGUAUCAAUUCGGGAUACAAGGAUGCCAAGCGGCAGGGACUUAUUUUCAUUUUGUUCGGUUCAGUCCUAGCUUUUGGAGCUGUCUAUGCCUGGGCAUAUCUACCCAAUGUCCAACGGUCAGUAUGUACUGAUGACGGAAAGGGUUUUCUGGAGACGAAAGAUCUCGAAGAACUGGGGGAAGGAAGGGGUAAAGCCAAGGCAGAGGGCGAGGUAAUCACCGUCAAGGACAAGGUACAGGAGUUAAGACGAAGGCGUAAAGAAAAUUUGAACGACUAG
Messenger RNA from Truncatella angustata, 1860 nucleotides. RefSeq names its product phosphate transporter. The record is from RefSeq and is a predicted model, not a curated record. NCBI's taxonomy places the organism in Eukaryota, Fungi, Ascomycota, Sordariomycetes, Amphisphaeriales, Sporocadaceae. Bases 1 to 1860 code for a protein of 619 amino acids. Gene Ontology annotation, biological process: transmembrane transport. Gene Ontology annotation, molecular function: transmembrane transporter activity. The transcript is spliced from 7 exons. Gene Ontology annotation, cellular component: membrane.